Messenger RNA from Henningerozyma blattae CBS 6284, 1905 nucleotides. It is a transcript of the gene ALE1, whose product is annotated as lysophospholipid acyltransferase. Gene Ontology annotation, cellular component: membrane; endoplasmic reticulum. Lineage: Eukaryota; Fungi; Ascomycota; Saccharomycetes; Saccharomycetales; Saccharomycetaceae. The record is from RefSeq and is a predicted model, not a curated record. Gene Ontology annotation, molecular function: 1-acylglycerol-3-phosphate O-acyltransferase activity; 1-acylglycerophosphocholine O-acyltransferase activity. Gene Ontology annotation, biological process: lipid modification; glycerophospholipid biosynthetic process. The transcript has a single exon. Bases 1 to 1905 code for a protein of 634 amino acids.
AUGUAUAAUCCCGUAGAUGCUUUCAUUACUGCAUUAUCAGAUAUGUUUAAUAUCGAUGCCUUUAUCUUUAGAUAUGCAUUAUGUCUGCUGGGUUCUUUUUCAUUUAAUGCUAUUUUAAAAAGAUUGCCAGAUGAAAAAAUCAGAUGGAAAUGUAUCUAUAUCAUACUAGUGUCUUUGUUUUAUUUAUUCGGUUUACUGAGUUUGUAUAGAGGUUUCAUCACUUUAAUGAUAAGUACUUCUUUCACAUAUUUCAUCACCAGAUUCUAUCGUUCCAGAUUCAUGCCUCAUUUAAACUUUUUAUUUGUCAUGGGACAUUUGGCAAUCAGUCAUAUCCACUCAGAGUUCUUUGUACCAAAUGCAUCACAAAUCAUUGAUAUCACAGGGUCACAGAUGGUUCUUGUAAUGAAAUUAAGUGCAUUUGCUUGGUCAUAUUAUGAUGGUGCCAUUGCUUCAAAAUUUGAAUAUGAUCAAUUAACAGAUUAUCAGAAAUCAAGAGCCAUUAAAAAGCAUCCUUCCAUCUUGAAAUUUUUAGCUUAUACAUUAUUCUAUCCAACUCUUUUAACAGGUCCAAGUUUUGAUUUUGCUGAUUUCGAUAGCUGGCUAAAUUGUGAAAUCUUUAAAGAUUUACCAGAUUUGAAAAAACCAAAGAAUAGAUUCAACCCUUCCAAGAGAAGACAAAUACCAAAAAAUGCUUUAUUAGCUUUUGCUAAAGUUUUGCAAGGUUUGUUAUGGAUGGCCUUAAGCAUUGCAGCUCCAUCAGUUGUAUCUGUCAAAUAUCUAUUAAAUAAAAACUUAUUCAUGCAAAGGUCUUUUUUCUUUAGAAUUCAUUAUCUAUACUUGUUAGGUUUUUCAUUCAGAUUCAAAUAUUAUGCAGCUUGGACAAUCUCAGAAGCUUCCUGUAUUUCAUGUGGUCUUGGUUAUAAUGGUUAUGAUAAAAAGACUCAAAAAAUUAAAUGGGAUAGGGUUCAAAAUAUUGAUAUCUGGGGUGUAGAAAUGGCCCAAAGUACUCAUCAAAGUUUCGAAUCUUGGAAUAUGAAUACGAAUAAAUGGUUAAAAAAUUAUGUCUAUUUACGUGUUACAAAGCCAGGACAAAAACCAGGGUUUAGAGCUACUUUGUUUACAUUUUUAACUUCUGCUUUCUGGCAUGGUACAAGACCAGGCUAUUAUUUAUCCUUCGCUACUGGUGCACUAUACCAAACUUGUGGGAAAUUCUUUAGAAGAAAUAUAAGACCUAUAUUUUUGGCUGAAGAUGGUGUGACUCCAUUACGUUUCAAAUGGAUAUAUGACGCUAUUUGCUUUUACGUAAUUAAAUUAGCAUUUGGUUAUCUGUGUCAACCUUUCGUCAUCCUAGAUUUCAAAGAUUCUAUUAAUGCUUGGAAAUCAGUUUAUUUCUAUAUCCAUUUCUUAGUCAUAUUAGUCUUCUUCUUAUUUAGAGGACCUUUCUCUUCUCAAUUCAUUAAAUUCUUAAAAUCAAAACAACCAAAGGAACAUGCUUUAAUUAGACAAAAGAAGUUGGAAAAAGAUAUUUCAGAAUCAUCUGGUGCUCUUGGUGAUAUUUUAAAGGCUAAACUUGAAUAUGAAUCCAAUUCAAGUUCUGCAACUACAAAUAAUUUUUCUUCUUCUUCUUCCACUGCUAAUCAUAUUAAAAAAGAUAUGAAUUUAGGUAUUCCACCAUUCGAUAUGUCUGAAUGGGGGAAUCCAAAAGAAGAGUGGGAAGAAUUCCGCCAAGAUUAUAUCGAUUGGAAAACUAAAAAUGGGCUAGAAGUUGAAGAACAAAAUUUGAAAAAAGCAUUUGAUAGUUUCAUGUUAGAAUUAAAAGAAAAUGCGAAGCCAUUAAAUCAAAGAAAGAUGAGCUUUAGUGGUUAUGUGUCUAAAGAUAAUACAGAUGACAAAAGGAAAGAUUAA